AUGAGUGAGAAAUAUCAACCAGUGGAAUCAUAUGAGUUGAAGAACUCUGAGGGUGACGACAAUUUUGUCUCAUUCAUGGAUGAAAUUCAAGAUAUCCGGAGUUUCUUGGACCAAUAUUCCAGUUUGAUUGGCUUGAUUUCCCAAAAGCAAACUACGUUGUUACAAGAAUUGGAGUAUGAUGAAGAUACUGAUUUCAGCUCUAAACAGGUGGAAAGUUUGGUUACUGAGGCCCGCGCAUUACAGUUGGAUUUGAAGAAUAGGAUCAAGAGUGUGCAAACCGAAGCUUAUCGUACGAAAGAUCAAAUAAGGUUGAGCCAGGCUGAAUCAGUUAGGAACAACUUUUUGGAAUUGAUCCAACAAUAUCAAUUGGUUGAAUCAAAUAAGAGAGCUGAAUCUAGAGCCCAAGCACAGAGGCAGUACAAGAUCAUUCAGCCCGAUGCCACAGAGAAAGAACUACAGCAAGUGGCCGAAAACCCCGAUAACCAACAAUACUUCCAACAGGCACUUUUGCAAUCAAACAGAAGUGAAGAGUCAACAACAGUUUUGAAAGAAGUACAAAUUAGACAUCACGAGCUUUUGAAGUUGGAACGUACAAUGGCAGAGUUGUCGCAAUUGUUUAAUGAUAUGGAAGAGUUGGUUAUUGAGCAAGACGAGGCAUUCCAGAACAUCGACGAAAAUGUGGGUAUGGCCCAGAAUGACAUUGAACAAGGUGUUGGUCAUACAUACAAGGCCGUGGAAAGUGCCAAGAGUUAUCGUAAGAAAAAGAAGUGGCUCAUUAUCAUCUGCAUUUUGAUAGUGAUUAUUAUUGCAGCCGUUCUUGGGGCUUAUUUUGCUACCAAGUAG
Messenger RNA from Scheffersomyces stipitis CBS 6054, 843 nucleotides. RefSeq lists its product as uncharacterized. The record is from RefSeq and is a predicted model, not a curated record. The transcript has a single exon. NCBI's taxonomy places the organism in Eukaryota, Fungi, Ascomycota, Pichiomycetes, Serinales, Debaryomycetaceae. The coding region runs from base 1 to 843 and encodes 280 amino acids. Gene Ontology annotation, molecular function: SNARE binding; SNAP receptor activity. Gene Ontology annotation, cellular component: endomembrane system; plasma membrane; SNARE complex. Gene Ontology annotation, biological process: vesicle fusion; intracellular protein transport; exocytosis.